This is a messenger RNA of Myripristis murdjan (pinecone soldierfish), 3065 nucleotides long. RefSeq lists its product as uncharacterized. Gene Ontology annotation, cellular component: THO complex part of transcription export complex. Bases 1 to 1563 code for a protein of 520 amino acids. Gene Ontology annotation, molecular function: protein binding. Gene Ontology annotation, biological process: signal transduction; mRNA export from nucleus. NCBI's taxonomy places the organism in Eukaryota, Metazoa, Chordata, Actinopteri, Holocentriformes, Holocentridae. The transcript has 17 exons. The record is from RefSeq and is a predicted model, not a curated record.
AUGGCGAGCUGCGGAGCCGCUUGUCACCUGGAGGACGGAGAUGGAGAUAUCCCCGCCCCUGAUGAAAAAGGCAGUCUGGCUGAAAGCGACAGCAGUAGCCCAGAGAGCACGGGAACGUCCACAGAGGAGAGCUCGGAGGAAGAGGACGAUGAAGAUGAAGAGGAUUCUGAGGGCUGCGCUGAGAAGGAUGGAGGAGAGGGAGAGACUGACGAACCUGAUGCUGAGGAUUCUACUAAUGAGCCAACCACUGGACCUGAAGCAGACGGUUCUAAUGGGAAAGACAAGAUGCACUUCAUAUUAUGCUGUGAAAAAUGCAAAGCCGUCCAAAAGAGCCAUGGUUAUGAGCAGGUUACCCCCAGGAGGAUCUCCAAGGGACGUUUACAGGUACAGCUGGAAGGAGAGGGUACAUUUGAGUGCUCCGUCACAGGCCUGGUGUUUGAAGUGUCAGAGCCGGUUCUGAUACGCUACUCGGUCCUGUCCUGGUCCAAGUUCGGCAUGUUCCUGCGGGAUUCCUGGAAGUUUGCUGGACCCAUCUUCAAUGUGGACACGGUCAACAAGGAUGCGUCUGUCCUGAAAUCCAUCCAGUUCCCCCAUUCCCUGUGUCUGGCAGACCCGGACAAUGAGAUGACGUUCAGCGUCCUACACAUCAAGAACAACCGUCCAGUCAUCGAACCAACGGCGGACCACUCAGGCAGCCACGUUAAGUGGUGUGUGUCCUCCCUGUCCCCUGUCGGUCCCAUUGUUCAGACCAGCCAGUCUGUUGAGCACCACGGGGUCGUGCUCGUGUACAAGAUGCUGGGCAACAAUGACGACAACAGCAGCUACAGCUUCCGCAUCUAUCUGGCCACCAACAACUCCUCCGAUAUCAAGGAUAUAGCCAAGGAGCUGCGCACCUCAAAGAGGCGCUACAUGAAGAUAGAGAAGCCUCCCACCUGUAAGCUAUAUGAGAGGAGUUACCGCCUCUUGAGCGAACCAGAAGGGGAGAUCGGCCCAGAGGACUUGACAUUUACGCUUGCGGUAACCAAACUUAAAGGCUACUUUGAGGCCCUGUUUGAGCAGCCUCCUCCCUUCAAAUUGUCUCUUAUAGAGACUGAUACAGACCAGAUUGUGUGGUCUGCUACCAUCAGAGAAGGUGACUGUUUAGACAACACAGUGGAAAAGCCAAGGAAAAGAACUGAUAGCAGAAAGCGGAGCAGCAGUGCAUCAGAGGAAGAAACAGCCAGUAAAAGAGCUCGAUGGCAAGAUGAGUCAGAUGGAGUGAAGACAGUCCUGUCCCCGGGCCAGGACAUCACAGAGAAGCAGCUCCUGCAGGUGGCCAAGCGGCUGGGGAAGGAGUGGAAGCAGGUGGCCAUCUAUCUUGACCUGACCUCCCGGGACCUGGAGGACAUCCAAGCAACAGAGAAAGACGUGACCAUGCAGAAGCUGAAGAUGCUGGUGGAGUGGAAGAAUAGAAAGCAGCAAGGAGAGGCCACGGCGCUCAACCUGUGUAAGAGUCUGGAGGACCUGGAGGACCUGCCGAAUGAGGUGUAUCAGAUACUGAAAGACAUGACAACAACACAUUAACCAAAUGAGACGGGUGACCCUUGGAUGUCUGUUGCUCGAUCAUGAAGAAGAAAAAGGCUCAGGAACACAGUACGGCAAGGUCGGCCACUGCUCCCGACUCACUGAAUCUCUGCGUAUGAACAGAUCUUCCUUUGCUGCCUAAGACAGCAUGGUUUUAUGUUUCUGUUCUGAACAUUUUCUCCAAAAUUUUGUAGUGCAUUGAUUGAUGAGUUUUUGCAAAGCCACAUUUCACGAGACGGUCCACUGUCUUAAACUUGAAUGGGCAUUUUUUCAUUAGAAUUAUGUUUCAUUUUUUUUUCAUUAUUAUGUUCAGAGGUAGUCCCUUUGUCCUGCAAUGAAAGCAGGAUCACUAAGCUCGAGUUUAAGGUUUCUCUUUGUACCCAGAAAUGGAUACUAUGGAUUAUCAGGAACAGAAAUGGCCAGUAUACGGAGGUCAUUUGAAUAUUUGGUAGCUAAUUAUGUAGCCAGUUCUAGAGGCAAAUGUAGGUGCUGCAAUGUUGAAACUACAAAAUGGGCAAAAAUCCCAACUGUCUUCUAAACCCGUGUUUUUUGUUUCACUUUGCUCUGGUAUGCUACUGGGACUUUUUGUAAACAAUUAGGCGUUACCACUAACCUACAUUUGGUUGACCAAAGCAUAACAGAUUUGAUAGUUUGUGUCUUAUACAUGUCUUGAUAUGUCUUUGUACUUUUUACACUUCUUUGUUUUCUACUAUGUACAUAUCUUUUUUUUUUUACCGCCAUUUAAAAGAAAACAAUAUUUGUCUUUGUAUGUAUAUACAGUAUGUUUGUUUAUAUGAUUUAUUCGACAACACUGAACCUGCAAAACUAGUUUGAGCUGUCUGAGAAGGGAUAAUUAUGUUUAUUUCAUUUUGCUUGAAUUACGAAACCAUUCCUGCCCUUGUGUGAACUAAGACUGACUAAGAAAGAAAUGAUGCACAUUUGGAUUCAGGACUGAAUUUAAAUAUAUCUACACGACCUAUAUCAGGGACAGCUGGCAACAUUCACAUCUCUUUUACCAGUAAUUUGAUUAAUAGCUGUAGAGCUUUGACCAAUCAAGGCUUGAAACAUGACAGAUGCUGUAAACUGCAUGUGAAAAUCAAAAUGAUUUCAACAUGGAUUUGCUUGACAUACAGCACAUGUACACAGUAGUUUUGCUGAGCUUUUAAUUUACAGGUAAUUUUUUUUUUUUUUUUUUUUUUUAAUUUUUCAUUCCAAGGUCCAAAUAACACCCUUUAUAAUGCUGCAUGCCAAAUAUCUCAAGGGUAGUUUGAAUUAGCAGCUGAAAUGAUAAUUGGGAACAUGUGAAAUGUUGAGAGUUUUUGGGUUCUCCAUCCAUUUUGAAAACUUUAAUGCAAUAAUGUUUACAUUCAGACAAGAGGACCUUUUCUAAACAAUUUACUACAAAUGCUCCAAUCCUUACUUUUUGCACUUCUUUGAUAAAUGAUGCAUCAUGUUUUUUGGUCCCUCUGAGGAUUCUGGAUAUAAUGUUUAAAGAAGCACAA